Molecule: messenger RNA, 2010 nt
Organism: Ilex paraguariensis (yerba mate)
Lineage: Eukaryota; Viridiplantae; Streptophyta; Magnoliopsida; Aquifoliales; Aquifoliaceae
Source: the annotation of a GenBank genome assembly
AUGGCGGACGGUUUUGAACCAUACCAUGUCCCACAACAAAGCAGAAGAGAGAAGCUUAGAGUGGUCGUCCAAAAUCACCCGGGUUGCGUAGAAACCCUUCAAGGUUGCACAGGUUUAGUCCCUCUUUACGAUCCAUCACUUUUCCCCUCGGAUUGGACAAACGGUGCCAACCUUCACCACCAAAAUAAUCCACUUGGCGAGACUUGUAAGUCAGGCCAAAACCCAACCCAAUCUGGUGGAGGUGUUAAAGAAGAAGGUGUGAAUUUUAUGGGUUAUUUUGGAGGGAUGAUCAGUUCUUCUUCGUCAUCUUCCACUUCACACCACUUGUAUAUGGAUCCACAGUCGUCUAUACAGCUAAACCCUAGCUCUAUUCAGGAUAUUAACGGCAACCCUUUUUUUUACAGCCCCCAAAACUUCAGAGUUCUUGAUCAGUCCUUUCAUGGCGGUGAAGUGGCGGUGUACAGACCAGAACAAUUGUCUCUAGCCCAUGAGGCUAAUAGAACCGGUCAAGGGUUGUCUUUGUCUUUAUCUUCUCAUCACACCCAACAAAGCAAUCUUCCUCUGGAACUGAAUCUACAAAGAUAUGACUCCUCAACGUUUCAUGAUAAGGUCACUGGUGGGUAUGUUGUUCCAGGCAUUGUUGGUGGUGGUAGUGGUUCAUCGUCCAAUAAUUUAUCAAGGAGUUCGGUUCCUCUCGGCCCUUUUACUGGUUAUGCUUUAAUUUUGAAGGGAUCGAAGUUCUUGAAGCCUGCACAGCAUUUGUUGGAAGAAUUUUGUGACUUGGGUCGGGGAAUUUACGCUGAGAAAAUCACUGCGGAUUCAGCCUUGUUGGAUCCUCCAUUGGAGAGUUGGAGUGGAAGUGGAAUUGUGGAUGAUCAGCUCAGUUCCGGCGACGGAGGAGAGCACCAGAGGAAGAAGUCGAGGCUAAUUUCGAUGCUUGAUGAGGUUUUUAGGAGGUACAAGCAGUACUAUGAACAGAUGCAGGCAGUUGUAGCAUCAUUUGAAGCUGUUGCGGGGCUCAGCAAUGCAGCUCCAUUCGCAAACUUGGCCUUCAAAACUUUGUCCAAACACUUCCGGUGUUUGAAGAAUGCGAUCACUGACCAGCUGCAGUUCACAACCAAAUCUCGUCAUAUAAAUUAUGGGAAGGAUGAAACUCCAAGAUUUGGGAACCCUGAUGGAGGAUUUUAUGGGCAAAGACAAGUUCACAACUCGGGAUUUAUGCAACAUCAACCUGUUUGGCGACCCCAAAGAGGACUUCCUGAGCGUGCUGUAAGUGUGCUCAGGGCAUGGUUGUUUGAACACUUUCUGCACCCAUAUCCUACUGACACGGACAAGCUAAUGUUGGCUAAGCAGACAGGUCUCACACGGAAUCAGGUAUCUAACUGGUUCAUUAAUGCAAGAGUCAGACUUUGGAAGCCUAUGGUGGAAGAAAUACAUAACCUAGAGACACGGCAAGCCCAAAAAUCUUCACAAAGGGAGGAACAAAAUACCAAUAGGCCAAGUGAUCAUUUCCCUGUAACCAACCCUCUUGCAUCUGAAAACCCUUCUGCAUCAUCCCAACGAAUUCUAGAUUUCACGUCUACACGGACUAGAAAUAGGUUUCCUGAUAUUGCCUUGGGGAGUGAGGAGCCAAUGAAUUUGUCAUACGAGAAUUUGUCACGCCGUCCUCAUGUUGGAGUUGGUAUGAGCACAGCUGGUGGAAGUGGUGGUGUUUCCUUAACUUUGGGCCUCCACCAGAAUAAUGGAGUCACAUUGUCAGAGCCCUUUCCAUUGAAUGCAGCUCGUCGUUUUGGUGUAGAUGCAAAUGGUGAAACAUAUGUAAUUGGUGGUUUCGAAGCACAAAAUCGACAAUUUGGGAGGGAGAUCAUGGGUGGGCAACUUUUGCAAGAUUUUGUUGGCUAAAUUAUAUAUUUGCUGCCGUGAUAUUAAUCUCAUCUGAUUGAAUAAUAUACCAAAAAUGGUGUCCAAUUGGAUGUGCUCUUAUUAACUAGCUGAAUCCAAGCAGCAACG